AUGGCGAAUCCUCUCCCGGCCUCGACGCUGCAUGAGGCGACAACAUCAGAGACACCCUUGCCGCCAAUACCGCCAUCCAAAUCCAACGAUCUGUCGCACGAUGUCGCCCUUCAGAUCGAUCACAUCCUGUCACCAGACAAGCAGCAACAGUCCAACGGGGCCAGUGCGCUGCCUCCCUUCAGCCUGGCCGAACGAUCUUCUCUCGAAUCGCAGUUGGACCAGCUCCUCACCUCGUCCACAGCGCAGGACGAACCAAUCAGCCUUGUUUCCAUCGAUCGGGUGCAGGCUGUGCUUCGACUUCAGAUUCGAGCAUGUCGACAACAGAUCACCGCGCUCACAGCCGAGCUCGAGACUGAGAUCGACACCAACCGCAUGACCCAGGUGCAGCAGGCCAUCGCAGCGCUGCUCGAGCAACUCCACCUCAUCAGGGAGAAAGCGCGCGAGUCUGAAAACGUCGUCAAGGAGAUUACUCGCGAUAUCCGAAGCCUCGACAUCGCCAAACGCAACGUCGUCUCCAGCAUGACCGCGCUCAAACGCCUCCAGAUGCUCGUCAACGGUGUCGACCAACUCCAGCGCCUCGCAGAAACCAAACGCUACAGGGAAGCCGCAUCUGCUCUCCAGGCUGUCAGAUCGCUGCUCGACUUUUUCCAGUCCUAUCGCGGCGUCGAGCGCAUCGCCUCUGCGUGGAAGCAGGUCAACGAUCUGCAGAACGGUCUGCGCACUACCAUCAUGAAGGACUACGAAACCUUCUUCUUGCACGAUCCCAAUCGCGCGGUUCGAUCCACCAACCUGCCAGAGUCUGCUCUCGUCAUCGACGCCAUCGGUCCGGAAGCAAAGACGGCGCUCAUCGACUGGUAUUGCUCGCUCCAGCUGCGCGAGUAUCGCCGCAUCUUUCGCGCGACUGAUGAGGCAGGCCAGUUGGACAACGUGUCGAGGCGUUUUGCGUGGUUCAGGAGGAUCCUCAAGGUUCAUGAGGAGGAACAUGCACCUGCCUUUCCCGAACAGUGGAAAGCGGAGAGGUGGCUCAUUCGCAAGUUUGCCGAUGUCACAAAGGAGGACCUGCGAAGUGUGCUCAUCCGCGAGCAGUCUCGACUCAACGUAUCGACUCUUAUGGAAGCGCUCAAUGCGACGCUCGAGUUUGAAGCUGCUAUGAGCCGGCGCUACAACACGUCGUUCGAGGAGCUGAUUGCGCCACCUACUACUGCAAGCAACACUGCUGCGCAAUCCCAGCAGCCGCAGCAACGUCCGGAGCAGCCGCAAGUCCAGACACUCUCCGCAGUCUUCGACCCGUACCUCGGCGUCUUCGUCGAGGCCCAGGAUCGAGCGCUCUCCGAGAUGUUUGUCCAGUAUCGACGACAGGGUGCGCGCAUUUCGCAAGACGCAGACCAUCAGGCCAUCGCAGGAUUCGGUGCCGAUACUGCCUUUGAUGCUUCGGCGGGGAUCGAUGGUGCCACGUCCAACUCGAACGGAGGCACCACUGUGCUUCCCUCUUCGACCGAGCUCUUCUACUUUUACCGUCAGACGCUCGAGCAGUGUGCACGCUUGUCCAAUCGAGAACCUCUGCGCGACCUGUACGAGGUGUACCGCAAGUGGCUGCGCGUCUACGCCGAAGAAGUGCUGCGCCAUUCGCUGAUACGAACCGAACCGACACGUCGGUCGAUCGACGUUCGACCCAACAUCUCCGAGAUCCAGAAGUGGUGUUUGGUGCUCAACACCGCCGAUUACUGCGCCAGCACGUCGAGUCAGCUCGAGGAGAAGCUGCGAGAAAAGAUUCAUCCUGAGUUCAGGGGCAGCAUCAAUCUGGACGAGGAGCGCGAGAUCUUUACCACGUUGGUAUCGUAUGCAGUCCAGACGCUGGCGAGGGAGCUCGAGCUGUGCUCGGAACCGAUAUGGAACUCGAUGCUGCGACCGGUGGUUGCGUGGAGCCAGGUGCAACCGAGAUCGGGUCCGACGACGGCGAGCAAGUCGCAGUACGUGAUGGAUAUGGCCAGUCUGCUGGAGCAGAUCGGCGUGGUUGUGAGGCAGGAUGUGGAGAACAAGAGGUACGUGCGUAGCUGGUGCGACAAGGUGGUGGGUGUGUUGGCGACGAGGUUCCUGCAAGGGUUGGUGAGGUUGCGGCCGUUGACGCAGGGGAUGGCGGAGCAGCUGUUGGUGGAUGUAGGGGAGUUGAGGAAGAGUUUGAUCGAGCUGCCGAGGUAUCCGGUGGACGAUUUGGCGGAUUCUAGCAAGACUGCGACCGAGGCGAGUCUUUCGCAUUGGACACCUGCGCCUUCGGCGGAGCAGACCGCCUUGUCGACGCAGGCGGCUUCGUACGUGCGCUACGUGCAUCGGCUCACGGAUCGCAUCGAAACACUGCUGCGAGUCAUCCUUGCACCGUUGGAGGUGGACCGAUCUGCGUCGAAUUUCAACGACGAUACGGCCAGGAUGGAUCUGAUCGAAUCGUACAUCAAGCUGGUCGGCGAUCGAUCGUUUUCCAACUUUUCCAAGGUGCUCGAUCUCAAAGGAGUGCGCAAGGUGGAUCAGAACAACCUGCUGGAUCGCUUCAUCCAAGUGACGGGUGUCGACGAUGGCGCGGCUGGCGAAGGUGCGCAGCUGAAGGAUCAGAGUUUCCUGACGCAGCUCGAUAUGGAUCCUUCGGGACAACCUGUUCUGUCUUCGCCGUUCAGCGCCUCGACGCCGUCGUUUUUGGACGGGAACGCGAGGAGGGACAGCGGGGUGAAUACGAGGUCGGCGAGUCUGUUCGCCGUGGACAGCUUGAAGAGUCCGACCAUUGGUGCGGGUGGAUUUGAGGGGAGUGCGGGGACAGGGGCGGGAGGAAGGGCGUUCAGUGAUCUGAGAAAGUUUGGCAACUUCUUCGGGGCUGCAUUGGGUCGGAAGGAUGGUAGCAAGCAGUGA
This is a messenger RNA of Pseudozyma hubeiensis SY62, 2895 nucleotides long. RefSeq lists its product as hypothetical. The record is from RefSeq and is a predicted model, not a curated record. Gene Ontology annotation, cellular component: GARP complex. Lineage: Eukaryota; Fungi; Basidiomycota; Ustilaginomycetes; Ustilaginales; Ustilaginaceae. Gene Ontology annotation, biological process: retrograde transport, endosome to Golgi. The transcript has a single exon. Bases 1 to 2895 code for a protein of 964 amino acids.